AUGAGUCGUCCGGCUCGUAUACCCUCACACUCAGGUCCUCCACCGUCCUACGGUUCCUACCCGCCACAUCAUGCUUCAGCCUCUCGACCAGAAAUCAUUGCACCAGGCCAUCCAGUUCGACCUGCUGACACAAGCGGCAACCAGAGCAAUGCCCAGCAACUGCCCAGUCUCCGUACGCUCCUAGAGCCAGAACUGCUCGACAAGAAGUCCUCCGAUCCACCACCAUUGAGUGCGUCUGGCACUCAGCACCCGUAUACACAAGGUGGACGCUACGGAUCUUCCAGUCCGACGUUGAAACGGCGACAUGAACACGAUAGCCACUUCCAUGGCUACCCAGAGCACAAUGCCGUGGCUUCACAAUCGCUCUAUCACCAUCGUCAGUCCCUUCCGGCCACAACCGCUACUCCAUCUACUGCCUCUUCAACAUCCAGCUCCGGAUUCGGUAUUGGCCGACUAGAGCUCCAACGCCGCGAAAGUUUUAUCCAUACUACGCAGCAUGACUUGGCUGGCAACGGGCACCGGCAACUUUCUCUGGCGUCUGAUUCGGCGGGCUCAAUCAUGGGCCAACAGGAACUAGGAUUCGAUCCGAGCAGGCCGGUGAGAAUGCGACGACUAGAUGGCACCUCACGCGCACCGAUACAAUCUUCCCGAUGUGUUGGCCAGCGUGACAUACCCGGCGAAGGUCUUUGUUACGUCUAUGAAGAUGGCACCUAUUGCCGUGCCAUUAUAGAUGGCGAGGCAGUCAACCCCUCGUGGGGCAUCACCAAGGCAGGCAAACCUCGAAAACGCCUUGCACAGGCCUGCUUGACUUGUCGCGAGAAGAAGAUUAAGUGUGAACCGGGGUAUCCAAAAUGCCACCAAUGCGCAAAGUCGCAAAGAGUGUGUCGAGGUGGAAUUAACCAGAACAAUGUAUCCGGCGAGACGUCUCCAUCAGGCUCCGCUCCGCUAUAUAAACACCCAUCGUCUGAAGUGCUUAGUCCUUCGGCGGCUACGGAGAGAGCCAGAGCGAUUGGAGAGCCAAGUGAACCGCCCAAACCCGCCAUUGAUCCUUGGAACAUCAGUACUCCGUAUAGGCCACGGAAAAUUCGAUCAACUGCCAUUGGGAACAAGAGAGACAUGUCAGUACACUCGUACGACUCAGAUUGGAGCGGCUCUGCAAACGAACAGGUCAUGGAGGACUUUGGGCGCGGCUCGUACUCUGAUCCCCUUGCGCUUCAAUGGGAACAGGAUCCUUUUGAAACUGAUCCCAGGCUCACAAUGGAUUUGCUGGAGCUCUAUUUUGGCCAUGCUGGCCGCGCAACAUACAGCAUGUUUCCGCGUCGGGCGUUCCUUACGUGGGUGGAGACAAGCCGCGAUAAGAAUCAAGACCACUUGAUGCUCCUCUAUUCGAUCCUGGCAAUGGGAUCCGCUUUUGCAACGGAUCCAGAAAGAAGGUCGCUGGGCAAGAGAUUUGUUUCUGUUGCUUCAUAUGCGGCUGAAAAACGCUUCGGGAAAUUCAGUUUGCAGCUAUGUCAGACGCGGUUGAUGCUUGCGUUAUAUUUUUUCGCCAAAGGCAAGUCACAGGAGGCAUGGGACUACUGCGGAGCUGGCCUACGAGCCAUCAGCGCACUGAAGCUUAAUACAGAAGAUGGCAUCAAAGAUCUUAUGGACAGUAAUGCCAACCCCGACUACGGUUUCGACCGCCAGACUUUUGAAGAAUGCUGCCGACGUACCUUCUGGUCUGGACUACUGAUGGAUGUAAGUUACGACAUCAUCAAGGACCCGGCACCCGUUGACUUUACAUCCCCACAGCGAUACAACGGCUUUUUUGGGGGGACUUUGUUUGUUUUCAGCAUGGAAGACGCCUUUGUUCGGCUCCCAUGUCUGGACGGGAUGUACGAGUCAUCGACUCCAUCCGACGCGCCAUUCUUUAGUGAAGAGCUUCUGAGUGGAAGAGGGGCACCUAUCACCAUCUUGGGUCCUAUGGCACACCUGUGUCUGAUUUCAACACUGUGGGGGGAGGUGCUGGCCUUCACUGGUCGAACUGCUCGGCGACCCGACGCUGGAUAUGAACGACAUUACGAAACCUUCUACGCAAAGACUUAUGAGAAGCUGGAUGCCUGGCACGCCCUGCUUCCGGAAAAUUUGCGUUAUACCAUGCAGAAUCUCGAUACGAGCAUUAUUGAAGGAUAUGCAGGUACCUUCAUAUCAAUACAUGCUCUGUAUUGUGCAGCGACAAUUCGACUGAACCGACACGUUCGCAUCAAUGCAUUGCCAGCAGACAAAAUAUGCCGGAACCUCAAGCAGGCUUUCUUCAUGGCCUCCAACUUCCUCUCCAUGAUGCACUCAGUAGCCAAGGUCAACCGUCAGCAACGCCUUCCAGCGGCCGCAGCAUCCGAGUUUUUGUUUUCGACACCGUUCCCUGGUUAUGCUCUCAUGCUUUCUAUUGAUGUCCUCACCUCUGCAGGCCUCUUCUCGACUCUCCCAAAGUUGAUUGAGACAUUGAGCACUUCGCUUUCGUGCAUCGAUGAACUCGCAAGCUUUUGGUCAUCGGCAAAAACACAACAGAAGACAGUGUCACAUCGUAUCAAGCAACUUACCGAAAUGGCCGGUCAAGAAGGACAAAACGUCAGGAACAGCAGCCAUGGAAACUUUUGGAGAACCACCAAUAGUCUCCAGACUUCCUUUGCAAACGACGACGCGCUGUAUAAAACUGAUGACCAGCUGUUGUUUGGUGUUGUUGGUCAACUUACAAGCUAG
This is a messenger RNA of Bipolaris maydis ATCC 48331, 2739 nucleotides long. RefSeq lists its product as uncharacterized. Lineage: Eukaryota; Fungi; Ascomycota; Dothideomycetes; Pleosporales; Pleosporaceae. Gene Ontology annotation, molecular function: zinc ion binding; DNA binding; DNA-binding transcription factor activity, RNA polymerase II-specific. Gene Ontology annotation, cellular component: nucleus. Gene Ontology annotation, biological process: regulation of DNA-templated transcription; DNA-templated transcription. The record is from RefSeq and is a predicted model, not a curated record.